Molecule: messenger RNA, 1401 nt
Organism: Euleptes europaea (tarantolino)
Lineage: Eukaryota; Metazoa; Chordata; Lepidosauria; Squamata; Sphaerodactylidae
Product: vomeronasal type-2 receptor 26-like
Exons: 4
Coding region: 1-1401 (466 amino acids)
Biological process (GO): G protein-coupled receptor signaling pathway
Cellular component (GO): membrane
Molecular function (GO): G protein-coupled receptor activity
Source: RefSeq, a predicted model, not a curated record
AUGUCUGGCCAGAGCUACAGUAUCUACAAUGCUGUCUAUGCGGUCGCACAUGCUCUCCAUGUCUCCUUGAGAUCCAAUCAAAAGGCAAUGGGGAAUGGGGGCACAGUAGAGCUCCAGAAUGUCCACCCGUGGCAGCUUCACUCCUUUUUGAAAAACGUUCGGUUCAACAAUAGCGCUGGGGAAGAAAUAUUUUUCGAUGAGAAUGGGGAGUUGGCAGCUGGUUGCGAUAUCAUCAAUUGGGUCACCUUUCCAAAUCGGUCCUUCCAGAGAGUCCAGGUUGGACGAGUGGCCCUCUGGGCUCCGGACGGUGAAGAGUUCUCCAUUGACAAGGACGUGAUUGUGUGGAAGCAAAGGCUACACCAGACUCCGCCCCAUUCCACAUGCGUUGCCAGCUGCCAGCCCGGGUACAGCAAAACCAUUCGGGAAGGGGAACAGAUUUGCUGCUAUGAUUGUUCUCCGUGCCCGGAAAGCAUGAUAUCAGUCCAGAAGGACGCAGAUCACUGCAACAGCUGCCCAGAAGAUCAGCAUCCAAACACGAACCAGGAUCGAUGUGUCCCCAAAACCAUGACCUACCUGUCUUACAGAGAACCCUUGGGAAUGCUUUUGGCUUCUUUGGCCGCAUUCUUCUCUAUAGUCACCGGUGUGGUGAUGUGGAGCUUCAUCCAGAACCAUAAUACUCCCAUUGUCAGAGCCAACAACUGGACCAUCACCUGUAUUUUGCUCUGUUCGCUGCUGCUUUGUUUUCUCUGCUCCUUGCUAUUUAUCGGCAAGCCAGGGAAGGUGACCUGCCUCGUCCGGCAAGUAAUGUUUGGCAUCAUCUUCUCCGUCGCUGUUUCUUCUGUCUUGGCCAAAACCAUCACUGUGGUUCUGGCUUUCAUGGCCACAAAGCCAGGAAACAGGAUGAGGAAAUGGUUAGGGAAGAAAUUGUCAGUCUUGGUCAUCAUUCUGUGUUUACUUAUUCAAACUGGCAUCUGUUCUUUGUGGUUGACUACCUCUCCCCCCUUCCCAGAGUUUGAUAUGCACUCCCAGAGUCAUCAGAUCAUCAUACAAUGCAACGAAGGGUCUGAGAUCAUGUUUUAUCUUGUGCUGGGCUAUAUGGGCCUUCUGGCCAUCAUCAGCUUCACCGUGGCGUUCCUUGCCAGAAAGUUGCCGGAUACUUUUAACGAGGCCAAGCUGAUCACCUUCAGCAUGUUGCUGUUCUGCAGUGUUUGGGUGUCCUUUGUCCCAACCUACCUGAGCACCAAGGGGAAAUACAUGGUGGCCGUGGAGGUCUUCUCCAUCUUGACCUCCAGUGCUGGAUUGUUGGGCCUCAUCUUCCUUCCGAAAUUCUACAUAAUUACCCUGCAACCUGAGCUGAACACUCGGGUACAGUUAGCCAGGAGAAAGAAUUGUGACGCUUAA